Molecule: messenger RNA, 1828 nt
Organism: Brienomyrus brachyistius
Lineage: Eukaryota; Metazoa; Chordata; Actinopteri; Osteoglossiformes; Mormyridae
Gene: eif4h
Product: eukaryotic translation initiation factor 4h
Exons: 8
Coding region: 95-847 (250 amino acids)
Molecular function (GO): RNA binding
Source: RefSeq, a predicted model, not a curated record
AGGCGCACCGAGGGCAGACCUCAGGCUCUAUAUCGGAGGUCCUUCGUGGCCCUCGACGGCUCGCCUUCUUUCUCUUUGGACCGCGGGCGCUGUGAUGGCGGACUACGAUAACUAUGACGACCGGGACCGUGCUUACGGGAGUUUCGGUGGAGGGAGAGGGCCACGUGGUGGAGGGGGGUCUGGAGGACCCCGCAAGCAGAAGGAGCUGCCAACUGAGCCGCCGUUCACGGCCUAUGUGGGCAACCUGCCUUUCAACACGGUGCAAGGCGACAUAGACGCCAUCUUCAAAGAGCUGAAUGUCCGGAGCGUGCGGCUGGUCAGAGACAAAGAAACGGACAAGUUCAAAGGUUUUUGUUACGUCGAGUUUGACGACUUGGAAUCGCUAAAAGAAGCCUUAACGUUUGACGGCGCUCUCCUGGGAGACCGGUCGUUGAGGGUGGACAUCGCGGAGGGUCGUCGGCAGGAGAAGGGUGGAGGAUUUGGGUUUAGAAGACAGGAUGACAGAGGCCGUGGUGCUUCACGAGGCUCCAGAGGAGGGGGGCGGGAGUCCAGAGAUGACUACGACUAUUCGGGAGGAGGCUACAGAGAUGAUGACUUCAUGGGUGGGCGGAGUCGAGGGGGCGGUCGCCCCGGAGACAGAAGAGGGGCGGGCUCCGGAGGGAUGGCCCGCAACAGAGAUGGACCUCUCCCUGGCGGCUCCUUGGACUUCAAGGAGCCUUCUGAUGAGGAACGGGCGCAGAGGCCAAGGCUGCAGCUGAAACCGCGCACUGUGGCCGGGCCCCUCAAUCAAGUCGCCAACCCCAAUUCUGCCAUUUUCGGCGGUGCAAAACCUCGGGAGGAGAACUAAUAAGUGAGUGAGGCUGCGUUAUUCAGGAAGGCCGCGCUGGAUUUGCUGCUUUUGUUCACCAAAAAACACUGAGACCCGUCCCAAAGAGAGGCAGCGUGGGCUGGGGGGGUGGGGAUAAUUUCCCCCUCCAUGUUCAGCCACUCAACAAGCGCCCACGUCCAACUGGUAGGGAGUAGGGGCAGGGCGGGGUCUAUGGUGGAAACAAGCUGGUUGGACAUUGGCUUCAGAUUGACUGUGUUGCCUUUUUUUUGUGUAAAACUGUUUCCUCUCCUGUUGUGUUAUAGCAGUGUUUCUCAACUCGGUCCUCAGGGACCCACAGACAGUCCAUGUUUUUGCUGUCUUCCAGCUCCCCGUGUUUUUGCUCCCUACCAGGAGAUAGGAGGGAGCAAAAACGUGGACUGUCUAUGGGUCGCCACAGACUCGAUUGGGGAAACGCUGUGUUGUAUCAUGAUGGUCCCCUUAUUUAGCCUACUUUUUUUUUUUUUUUCCUCUUCGUGCUAUUUCAGGAGGGAUUAUGUGUGUGUGAGAUUUUAGAUGGUUGAAAUUCCAAUGUCUUUAAUAUGGAAUUACCACUAUGCCAAGAGCAGCACCUGUUUUCCUUUUCACCUGAGAAAUCCAUGCGUAGAAUUUGGAUAUUUAUGACUAAGUCAGGCUGUAGGAGGUUAGCAUCUUCACAGAGCUUGGCACACGCAGUAAUGGUGCCCAGGUACCUGCUUAGUCUGAACCCGGCUGACAUGCAUUUUGUUUGAACUUCCAUACACCAGGGCAUACGCAUUCAAACCGAUCAGCUUCAUGUCAACUUUAGGCUAUAGAAUCAUAGGAAGAAAAACCUUCACUUAUAUCAACAAACCAGUCUCUCUUGACUUUUGUCCAUAUUUUACUGGGUGUAACUGUGUAAAACACCAUUUUCUUACUGUACUGAAGAAAUAAAUCAGUUUUUGUUUCCUAUAUGGUUUAUGGCAAUAAAAUCAUUUUACAGUU